AUGGCCCGCAAAGGCGGGAGCUCGACUCAGCGGAUGGCACCGCCACCAGUGACUAACGGCAAUUCGAAUGGCGUUCCGCCCCCUUCGACCAUCGCGGCUCAAAUUGUACAUAACGCUUCAAAUGUCAAUGCGCGGCAUGGCCAAGUAACAAAAGUCAGUUUUGGUGAACUAGUAAAGGAGUUUCUUCAACAUCCAAACACCGACGAGCCUGAUCAACAACUCGUAGCGCUCGUGUGCGUCAUCGCGGAAGCCGGUCUUGAGGGACUGUUCAAACAUGAUCCGUUUGCCCAGGACCAGCAGAGGCAGCAAGGCAUUGACAGUAUUGCCGCGCUCACCUUCAUCCUGCAACAAAAGCCACAUCUACUGCUGAGCACCCGGGACAGCGAAGACGACGGUAUACCUCGGCCUCCACUUAUUCUCUGGUUAUACCCCAAGUUACUGGGCCUGUUGACGUAUACAACACUCGAUUCUGUGCACGAACAUGUACAGCAACUGCUCCAUCUGUGCCUAAGCGUGCUUGCUCGGACAUCUGCCCUCUGGCGCUCAGCUGCAGUAGUCUCACAACUUUACAGGUCGUGUGUGCAAUCUAUCCUGACAAAAUUGCAAUCCGUGGACGAUCCGGUUUCGGUACCUGCGCCGUCUUUCAGUGUUGCCCUGCCAUCAUCAAGCAACAUCAGUGUGUUCUGGCCAGAAAGCCAACAAAUUAUUGCUUUGCCCCACGAUCUGCAGCGAACCAUCACUUCGCAACUCGGUGCCAUCAACGUUGGUUUCUGUCUGCUUCUGGCGUUGGCUAAUGCUAUCCAGCCUCAAGAGAGGGAAUCUGUGACGCCUGGUGCCUUAGAUCAUCAUCUACCCUGGAUCAUAGAUAGUGCUCAAGCUUUAUGGAAAUAUUUCAGGCGAUGGACAACAAGCUCGGCGAAGCGUCCUUUCUCCGAUGAGAUUACGCUUGUAUAUUUGCAGCUACUAGAAAUACUGUUUCUUCCUUCAUUGGCGCCUGGAGACCGCACCUGUACUUCGUUGAAGAAUGCGCAGGCACUAAUCACUAGCCUCCGCGAGUUUGUUGAUGGUUUACCAUCAUUGCCGGCAUCAGAGAGCAGUCAAGUGCGGCUGGCCAUCAUCCUCACCCACUUACGCAGUGCACUUGUCUCAUCGCCUGAAAAUAUCCCGACAAUCCGGCGUCGGCAAGAAGCGAGCAGAACAAUCGUUUUACACGAUGUUGAGGAGAUCAUAGCUAAGGCUUGCCGGGAUGUGGAUCAUUUUUCUAAGCUCCAUAAAGACUUACAGCUGGCCCUUUGUCUCUGGACCGCACCAGGCACAUGGCCUAUGUCUGUCGCAGACAUACGUAAAGAGCUCUGUGAGAGUGACACUGGCAAUUUUUCGAACGCUCAACUUGCUGAGGAAUCAACGCGAAUCCUAAAACUAUUCCGCGUAUUAAACCUAGGAACCGAAGAGAGGCCUACCAAGCGGCGAAAGACAUUACCAGACACUUCUGACAUCAACCGUACUAUAUAUGAGCGACUCAUGAUGGUAUUGAAUGGCAGUAGUCAGGACUCACCUGUUUUCAACCUGUCUAAUCUUCACAACAUCAUGGAAACAAGGUACUCAUCCAUGAUGGACGACGAACGGCAGAACGAGCGUACACAAGUGGAUAUUAUGACAGCAUUCACAAAGAUUGCAUGUGCUGGAUCCCGGUGUUUGGAACCAUCACAAUCAGCUUCGCAGCCACUGCAGUCACUUGUCUGUAUGUUGUGUGAUGCUAACUCACGAAAUGGACGAGACGCCGCGAUGCAUUGGAACGAACAGGACGAUGCAGAGAGCUGGAAGGACGCUAUUGCUGCCAUGCUUGCGAUCACGAAAGAACCAGAGUUCGAGGCGUCAUCGCAAUCCCGAGUGCUUAUGGCUGUGGCCAUUGGUCGUGUCUACAACCAUAUCUCUGACCCUGAGUAUCUGUCUCUCGAGGUAUGUGAGCUAGGACAGUGGCUGCUUGCGUCUAUGAGUAGAUCUUUACGGGAACUGAAACUCGCUGCGACAAGUUCCUUGAUGGUGUUUUUACGAGAUGACAUAUCCAAAACCGUUCGUGGGAAAAAUCGACGGUCUUUCGUAGAGUUUCUGGAUGCUCUGGCGAAACGCAACAUCUUGUCCGAUCAGGAAACGUUGAUCAUCGCAUAUGGUCGAACCGCAUUGACAUGCGGUGAACUAGAGCUACCCAUAAUAUUACACCACCUCAUCGAAUACCUAGGCCAUCCAAACGCACUGGUAUGCGGUAUGGCUUACCGCGAACUUGAGUCGAUCGCUAAAGGGUAUUCCAUGGAUACGAUGCAGCUUUUAAGCCCUUAUUGGAAGGUCAUUGGCUUCUCAGUCAUCAAGGACAUCGUCAAUCAGCCUCAGAAGGCGCAGCAGCUGGCUGACUUGACUGAGCAAAGCGUCCGUCAAUUAUUGGUGCAGACCCAAGCGGAUACUCUUCCUCAUCUUGUAUUGAGCAAACGAAGAGACAUCAUUGAGAAGAUCGCCCAGGCACGGAAAGCUUCUGUCAUUGACGUCUUGACGCAUCCAAGAGCCAACCUUGCGAGGAUACUCGCCUUGCUUCUAUCACAGCCCGUCGCUGAAGUCGAGCAGACAGCGAUGGAGACUCUAGCAGCCAUUGAGCCUGCUAUCCGGGAUGGCAGUAAUAACAAGCUCGAAUCUUGGGUUGCACUAGAUAUAACUGGCGUUGCCAUCGAGAUACUGAAACUAGCGGCGGACCAAGAAAUUGUUAGGAAAAAGCCCUAUUACAAAGGAUUCAGUACCCUUGCAUCGCUCGCGCCGGACACGAAAUCAGGUCAGCGUAAAUCUACUUCAAAGACCAAGAACCUGGAUGCAUUCUGCGAGACACAUAUUCUAGGCAUUAUAGCAUAUUUCUCGAAUGUCAUCGAAGCCCCCAACGCCCAGGGAAAGGCAACACCCCAUACAAUGCCCGAAAGGAAGAGAUGCAUAGCUGCUAUAGGGGAUCUUAUCCACCUUGCACGAUUUAGCGUAAAUGGAGCGUUGCCACAGAUUCGCGCCUGUCUCCAAUCGGCCAUGGGAGAUCCAGACCUAUGCGACGAUACAUUCACUGUCUGGUCUGCGUUCUUGGCAGCUCUCGAUGGAGACGAGACAAUGCUAGUCGUUGAUCAAACAUUCGCAUUGAUCGUACAACACUGGUCAAUUUUCUCCGAAGAUACGCAGCUCAAGGCUCACAAAGCUAUUGAGGGCAUAAUACAGCAGUAUAAUGCGCAACUUCGAGAUAGAGUGGAAUACCUUCCUUCAUUAGCGGGCAUACCAAUGCUCUCCAAAAUUGAGGGAGAAUUGGUAAAGUUCAAAGAUAUGGUCGAGACCAUCAAGGUCUUCCAUGCCUUCAGCAAUCGAUGCAAAGAUCAGAACUCAGUCGUAGUGCGACAGGCACUGAUAGAGCUUGUGCCAUUUCUAGAUGCCAACCAGCGAGAGCUGCACCAGUCAGUAGUCGGUCAAAAGCCUCUCCCGAUAUUAGCGGCGUUGACGCGGUCUCUCCUUGACGCCAGCGUACGGUUCUCUGAAGACUAUUCUGAUAUCACCAUCCUUUGUGCUCAAUGCCUUGGUAUCAUCGGCGGUCUUGAUCCAUAUCGAGUGGAAACAGUUCGUGAAAAGAAGCGCGUCUUGAUGCUAUCAAACUUCUCACGGAGAGACGAGGACAUCAAUUUUGUGGCAUUGCUCCUGGAGCAGGUUCUGGUCAAAGUCUUCCUGUCUACCACAAAUGCUAAAGCACAGGGCUGGAUCGCCUAUGCCAUGCAGGAGAUGCUCAAGCAUUGCGGGUUCAGCGCUCUCCGCGGGGCAAAGCCUCGGUCUUCGCAGACUAGCACAGAGGCACAACGCUGGAAUGAUAUUCCAGAGGCCGUCAGAACUGUUCUGACGCCCUUCCUGGAUUCCAAAUAUUCCGUCAACAUGAAUCCAUCAAUACAGUACGAGGGUGCAACAUAUCCGAUCUUCAACUCGAAGCUUAGCCAUGGAACCUGGCUCCAGACCUUUGUUUACGACCUGUUGCGAAAAGGGCAAGGUGUCAAUGUUGAGAUGGUCUUCCCUGUUCUGGCUAGAAUCAUCAGGGGCUACGAUUUAUCAAUAGCUACAUUCAUCCUUCCGUUCGCAGCUCUUAACGUUAUCGUAUCUGACAGCGAUGAGAACAAGGCAAAUGUUGGCCGAGAGCUCUUGCAGGUGCUGCAGGCCGACUUGCGCAAGGCCCUACAACUACUCCAUCAAACUUUAUUCGCUGACCCAUCGCAGAAUGUGUUUCAGACACUCGACUACCUGUCACUAUGGCUACAAGAGAAGAAGAAAUCCCUGAUUGACGCAAGAACAAUGGCGGGAAAAACGGGACGUGGUGUGUCCGAGGACGAGGAGAUGAACUCGAUCAAGCAAGUCAGUCGCGUUGAAGGGAUACUCCAGCUUAUCCCCGCGGAGAUUAUAUCCCGACGAGCCGUUGAAUGCGGUUCGUAUUCUCGAGCCUUGUUUCACUGGGAACAAUACUUUCGCCAGCAGCAAGACAAGAAAGCCGCGUCGAAGCAGCCCUUCCCCGAGAAAGACAGUUUGCUGCAACAUUUACAAAUGAUCUAUGCGCAUAUCGACGAGCCGGACAGCAUUGAGGGGAUAUCGGCCCAUCUCAAGGUCCUCAAUCCUGAGCAGCAGAUUAUCGAAGAUCGUAAAGCUGGACGGUGGACAGCGGCUCAGAGUUGGUAUGAGAUUGCACUUUCUGAAAAACCGAACGAUGUUGAGACUCAGAUUAACCUUCUCACCUGCCUAAAAGAGUCCGGUCAAUACGACUCGAUCCUCAAUUACGUAGACGGCUUCCAUGCGACUAACUCGCUUUUGAGUAGUACAUUGCCUUUCGCAGCUGAAGCAGCUUGGUCUACUGGUAAAUGGGAACAACUCGAUCGACUUCUUGGUACAGUUAAUGUCGCAGACUCGAAUCUUUUCAUAGAUUUCAACGUUGGACUAGGCCGAGCGUUGUCAGCACUUCGUCACAAGAACCGUAUCGAGUUUCAGGCCAUUAUUGCAAAACUGCGAGAAGUUCUGGCAAAGAGCAUGUCCCCAUCUACCACAGCGUCUGUACAAGCAUCGCAUGAACACCUUGUGAAAUUGCACGCGCUAUACGAGAUAGAAGCUGUAAGCGGUAUGAGCAAUGGGGUUGCGGCGGACCGUGAAGUUAUCCUUGAGAACUUAGAUCGCCGGUUGGACGUCAUCGGAGCGUACACAUCAGACAAACAGUAUCUUCUGGGACUACGCCGUGCCGCAAUGACAUUGUCUCGCAUCGAAUUUACGAAACUCGACAUCGCUUCGGCAUGGCUCACAACAGGACGGCUGGCUCGUAAGGGAGGCUUCAUGACGACUGCUUUCAAUUCAGUGCUACACGCCGAGCGACUUGGAGAUAACGCAUCUAAAAUCGAAUAUUCGAAGCUUCUUUGGAAAGAAGGUCACCAUCGUAAGGCCAUUCAAAACCUUCGUGGUGCUAUCGACAGCAACGCGUUCCAGCGGGAGGACACCGUGCCCAUCAACAUCUCUGUUACUACAGCCGGUCGAGACGAAGGGCAUUCCAUGAACAAGGUUAAGUGCCAUGCUCAACUACUGCUCGCUAAAUGGCUAGAUCGCGCAGGUCAGACCCAGUCGAUGUCUCUGAAAGAGGAGUAUGUAAUUGGUGUGCAAACGUAUCCCCGGUGGGACAAAGGUCACUACUACCUGGGUCGAUGGUAUCUGAAGCUUCUGGAGUCAGAGAAGCGGCAGCCAAUAACAAAGCAGAGCUCCGAGUAUCUCUCGGGAAGCCUCGUCAAGCUGGUCGUUGAGAACUUCACUCGCUCUACGGUGUAUGGGACGAAGUACUACUACCAGACCCUGCCCAAGAUACUUACGCUAUGGUUGGACAUGGGUAUGGAAGUCACGCACAACAUGCCCAGAACCACCAAAGAUAAGGAGUUCCAUGGGCAUCGGCUCAACUACCUUGAACACAUCAACAAAUAUGUCGCGCGCUACGCAGCAGAACGAAUGCCUGCAUUUGCAUGGUAUACCGCUUUCCCGCAGAUCAUCACACGCAUCAGCCAUCCAAACAAGAGCGUUUGGGAGGCUCUCCAGGCGAUUAUCAUCCGAGUCGCUUCAUCGUACCCGCAGCAGGCGCUUUGGGCUCUAUUUGCCGUCCUUCACUCUACACAGGAUGACCGCAGAGCCCGGGGCACUGCCGUUCUGCAGAAACUGCGCGACGCAACGAAGCGCAAGGGAGCUUUCGUCGACCUCAAAACCCUAAUUGGUCAAGGACAGCGACUUACUGAUGCGCUCCUGGCAGCUUGCGACGCUCCUAUAGAGUCGCGAAUAGCACGCGUGAGUCUUUCGAAGGAGCUGGGAUUUAACCACAAGUUGGCUCCCACGCUUCUAGUGGUACCUGUUGAGGCCAAUCUGCUUCCCAACCUGCCUGCUAGCAACGACAGCCAGUCCCUCCGUCGUUACAACCCAUUCCCAGCCGACGCCAUCACGAUACAGUCAUUUGAUGAUGAUGUACUGGUCUUGUCGUCUCUACAGCGUCCACGAAAGCUCAACGUACGCGGUUCAGACGGACGCUCAUACGGCUUACUUUGCAAACCAAAAGACGAUCUACGCAAGGAUCAGCGGCUCAUGGAAUUCAACGCCAUGAUCAAUCGGGCUCUCCAAAAGGACAUCGAGUCGAGCAAACGUCGCCUGUACAUCAAGACAUACGCCGUAACACCUCUCAACGAAGAGUGCGGAGCCAUUGAAUGGGUCGAAGGCCUCAAACCGAUGCGCGACAUCAUCCUUCGUUUCUACCGCCAACGCAACAUUGCAAUCGACUAUACAGAGAUUCGUCUACUGUUAAACGAAGCCUGCUCAUCACCCUCCAAAGUCACCAUCUUCACUGAACGCAUCCUCGGUAAGUUCGUGCCUGUGUUACAUGAAUGGUUCGUAGAGACGUUUCCGGAGCCAGAAGCGUGGUUCGCAGCGCGUCUUCGGUACACACGGUCUUGCGCGGUGAUGAGCAUCGUUGGGCACGUACUAGGUCUAGGAGACAGGCACGGUGAGAACGUUCUCCUUGAGCAAGGCGAUGGUGGCACUUUCCACGUAGACUUCAACUGCCUCUUUGACAAGGGUCUCACGUUUGAGAAACCUGAACUCGUGCCCUUCCGCCUGACACACAACAUGGUCGACGCCAUGGGUCCCCAGGGCGUUGAAGGUCCGUUCCGCAAGGCCGCUGAGCUCACGUAUAAGCUGCUUCGACAGCACGAAGACACGCUCAUCACUAUUUUGGAGACAUUCGUGCAUGAUCCCACGGCAGACUUUCUGGGUGGUAAACGGAGGAAGAAGAUUGUGGGUGUACCGGAUACGCCGCAGGAGGUCCUUGAUGUCACGCGCACAAAGGUGAACGGGUACUUGAAGGGGGAGAGUGUACCGUUGAGUGUAGAGGGGUACGUCGAGGCACUCAUUGCUAUGGCGAGGGACCCGCACAACUUGGCAGCCAUGUACAUUGGGUGGUGUGCUUUCUUCUAG
This is a messenger RNA of Alternaria arborescens, 7530 nucleotides long. RefSeq names its product Protein kinase. Gene Ontology annotation, molecular function: protein binding; protein serine/threonine kinase activity. The record is from RefSeq and is a predicted model, not a curated record. Gene Ontology annotation, biological process: DNA damage checkpoint signaling; protein phosphorylation; telomere maintenance. Gene Ontology annotation, cellular component: nucleus. NCBI's taxonomy places the organism in Eukaryota, Fungi, Ascomycota, Dothideomycetes, Pleosporales, Pleosporaceae. The coding region runs from base 1 to 7530 and encodes 2509 amino acids. The transcript has 8 exons.